AUGCCCUCUCCUACUCCCUGCGCAAACACGGCGGGUGACCUUGCGAGUAUCCCUCCGAGCUCCCGAGCACGCCUGGCCCUCGGGAACCGGCUCCUGCUGCCGCCUCACCCCACCAGCCGCGCUCCAGCGACUGUACAAGGCGGCUGCCACCACGACCUGUGCUCCCGCAGCCAGCCGGCCGGAACAAGGGCCCCCUGCCCAACCUCGCCCCCAGUUUCCCCCCCAUACCCCCUCACGGGCGGCAGAGGGGCUCCCCACACUCGAGGCGAGCGGCCCGCGGCCGGCCGAGCCCUGCCCGGCAGAGCGGCCAUUCCCGCUGACCCGGCCGGACAGUGCUCGCCCCCUUCCCCACCACCACCCCCCGCAGUGCACGCUGGGACUUGUAGUCCUCGCCCCUCCCUCGCCGCCCCGCGACCUACUUCUCUCUGGACUACAGCUCCCGUGGCGCCCCGCGGCCAGCCCGGCCCGGCGCUCCGCUCGCCGGGGCAGCACACAAAAUUUUCCACGGCACAUGCGCGCUGGCGGCCGGCCCCGGCGCUGCCCACGGCGGGGAACACGCCCCGCGGCCCGGCGCUCGGCACCGCCGGGCAGCCGCCCCCCUCUUCCCCUCCCCUCCCUCGGCAGGGGUGGGGGGGGGAGGCGCGUCCCCGCCCCACGGCUGCGGGACAGAGACCAGGAGGCCACAAGCACCGCGUCCCGCCCCCCCCUCGGGUGCGCGUCCCCGUCCCCGCCGACCGAGCCCACAAAGAGGAUAGGGGGGACCCGUCCCGAGAAACGGGUGGGGAGAAAGGGAAGGAAGCACCGCCGGCCCCACUUACUUCGUCCUCGGCUCCAGGGCCAGAGGCUGUCGGGGCCGUGGGCGCUGCCGACGGAGCCCAGGCAGUGUGUGCGGGUCUCUGCCCCGUCCCGUCCCCUCCCUCGCCUUAUCCCCGGCGGUGCGGUUCCUCCGCGGGGCGGGACCGGGAGCUGCGGUGGGAGCCGGCAGUGGUGCGGAACGCCCGGGGUGGGGUGCGGGUGCCGGUGUCGCCGCCUUUCCUCGCCUGUCGCCUCUCCCGCCGCCGGCCCGCAGCCGCCCGCGCCCUGGCCCCAAGGACAUGCUCGCUCGCUGCACAGCGCCAGCCGAGCGUUCAAGCACCCCUGCGCUGGAGCCCCCAGCAGGGUGCGGUGCGGGCUGUAGAGCGCCGAGGCGAGGAGAACCGACAACCCCGGCUCCUUUCCCCACGGCCGCCCCCUCGGCACUCCCGGCCCCGUGACACGGCGGAGGAAGGUGCUGCCGGCCCACCUCUCAGGAGACAACGCGGCAGGGCGCAGCAGGGGUUGCCCGAGCCACCGCAGGGGGGGCAGCAGCGGGCACAGCGACCCCCACGGCGCCCCGGCCCCGCGCCCCGCACCCCUGGGCACGCAACCAGCGCACUACUUGUCGCCGCACACCCGUGCGCUUCCGCCUUCAGCGGAGGAAGCCCGGCCCGGCCGUAG
Molecule: messenger RNA, 1476 nt
Organism: Strigops habroptila (Kakapo)
Lineage: Eukaryota; Metazoa; Chordata; Aves; Psittaciformes; Psittacidae
Product: basic proline-rich protein-like
Exons: 3
Coding region: 1-1476 (491 amino acids)
Source: RefSeq, a predicted model, not a curated record